GAAGAAAAAAAGCUGACCAGAGCAGCGGCGUAAGAAACUUAUAGAAGCAGCUGAUUUCUGCCAGAAUGAGAGGACUGGUUGCUUUAAAAUUUAUGCUUGUGAUUUUAUUUGUCAGCAGGACUUCAGGACAAACAUGUGAAGAAAACUGUGGUAAAAAACCUUCGUCAUGUUCAUGCCUUCCAACGUGUUCGUCUCUGAAGAAUUGCUGCUCUGACUACAGAGACUUCUGUGUGGACACAUAUCCGUACUCUGGCUCCAUCUUCGGUGGAACGGACUUUGUUGUCCUCCAUGCAGUUUUCAACAGGAGUUCUCAGAUUGUUUGUAGGUUUGACAAUACCGUUACCACUGAGGGGUACGUGGAUGCACAUGGACGAGGUCACUGCAUCUCCCCACUGUUGUACGAAACAGGUUGGGUUCCUCUGCACAUCUCCUCAGAUAACGGAACUACAUUUAACAGAGCUGGAGCCUGGUUCUCAGUUCACACAGGGAAGCUGGAUUCCCGAUUAAAAGCUGUUCUGGUGAAUUCAACAAAGUGGCAGUAUUAUGGCACGCCGAACGUUGGAGGCCUUCUUCAGAUGACAUGGGACACAUCUCUAGUGAAUGCUGAGAAGGUCAACAUAGAGCUCUGGGGUUACAGAGAGACAGGAGAGCCAUAUUCAGAGCACUGGCUGGGGGAAUGGUUGUAUUUGUAUUCACUUGCAAAGGAUCAACCCAACAGCGGCUCUUUUAGUUUCAUGCCCAAACCAGCAGAAAGCAGCUUUUCAAGUUGGGAACUUGGUUCUCUUCGCAUCAGCUCCAGUGUUUACCCUGAUGGUAUGAGGAACGUUCAAGCGGCGUGGACCGAGGAUCACGCUCUGGCCUGGCAUCUGGAGGAAAAGUUCAGGCAUGACUCAGCAGUUUGGUCCCUGGAGAAAUGUUUAUCCUGGGACCAGAUGGAAAAUCAGCUUCCCAACUUCCUCAGUGAGAUCAUCGAUUGUCCCUGCACACUGGCUCAAGCUAGAGCAGACACAGGGAGGUUUCAUACUGAUUAUGGCUGUGAUAUAGAGAAAGGGAGUGUAUGCACCUACCAUCCUGGGAGUGUUCACUGUGUGAGGGCUAUACAAGCCAGUCCUAAAUAUGCAGCUGGACAGCAGUGUUGUUACGACAGCACUGGUGCUCAGGUUCUGACAGCUGACUCAAUUGGGGGUAGCACUCCAGACCGAGCUCACGACUGGGGGUCCCCUCCCUACAAGAAGCCCCCUCGGAUUCCAGGACAGUCCCACUGGGUUUAUGAUGUCCUCAGCUUUUAUUACUGCUGCCUCUGGUCCGAUAACUGCCACUACUACUUUAAACACCGUCCCUCCAGUGACUGCAGGCGCUACCAGGCUCCCAGCUCAGCGGUGGUGUUUGGGGAUCCACACUUUAUGACGUUUGAUGGCGCCAGCUACUCAUUCAAUGGAAAAGGAGAAUACACUUUGGUCACGUCCGACGAGAAACAGCUGCAGAUCCAAGGCAGAACAGAACCUGUGGAUGAAAAUACAAUAAAUGCUACAAAGUUGACGUCUGUAGCCAUGAGAGAAUCUUCGUCUGAUGUCAUUGAAGUUCGUUUGGUCAGUGGACACGAUGGCCUGGAAGUGCUGCGAAAUCAGCAAACGCUCAUCUUUACUGAGCAAACGUGGAUGGACCUGCAUGGUGUGUUCGUGUUUUCCCCGACCUCCACUAACGUGACCGUGAUGUUCCCAUCUGGAGCUGGCGUGGAAGUGCGCCUGAGGGACGUAACCAUGACGACCACUGUCCUCCUGCCAGAGGGGUUUAAGAACUCAACUCUGGGACUGUUGGGAAAGAUGAACGGUGAUGCCAAAGACGACCUGGUCUCCAGCAGUGGGCAGCUUGUGGGGAACCCAAGCGAUCCAGUGGAGCUGUUCAACUUCGGGGCGAGCUGGGCGGUGCUGAACACAUCUGCAUUGUUCACGUACGACUCUGAAUAUCUUCUAAACACUUAUUACUACAAACCCAGACAUGACAGCAGUUUUGUCCCAGUGUUUUCUGUCCCUGAGAGUCCAGAUGACCCGCUUUCUGAUCAAGCUGCUCAGAUCUGCUCUGGACACGGAUCACAGUUCUGCAGGUAUGAUAUUCUUGUAGGUCGCAGUCCAGCCAUGGGAAAUGCAACCAGAGUUUCUUUUCAGAGUCACAUUUCUCUUGUGAAUGAUCUAAAGCCUGUGUUAUCCUGUGGAUGGAUCCCACCACCAAAUAAUGGGAAAAAGCUGGGGACCACCUACUUAAAAGGAGCCAAAGUCCAGUUUUCCUGUGACGAGGGCUACACACUGAGAGGAUCAGCAGUACGCUUGUGUCAGAAGAACGGGCAAUGGUCUGGAGAAGACACAAGCUGCCAUGUUUCUAGUAAUCUUCCAGGAAUUGUGGCUGGUUCAGUGAUUGGAGUUUUGGCAUUGAUUGUUAUCAUAACAACUAUUGUUCUGCACUCCAAAACACAGAAAAGAAAAACUGCUGAGUCAGAAGAAGAGGGGACGAUUGAUGUCCUCUGAGUUGAAUCCUGGACAAGCAACAUUUUGGUCCAAGAAGAUUUAAAAAAUGAUAUGUUGUUUAAUGCUUUGCCUCAGUGUGCACAUGAAAGAAAAAAGAUGACAGAAUGUUCCUACAUUUUAAAAAAAGGAAACAAAUGUGUGAAUCUGCUUCUUAUAUUAAUUUUCUGUCUAAAAAGUAAAGUUAAAAGCAUCCUGCACUUAUUUCUGUGUUCAAUUUGUAGAAAUAAAAUCAUGUUAACUUUCAGGAUCAGUAAAGUAAAUCAGACAUUGGUAGGUUUUGUCAUUAUUGAUGUCAGUAAACGCUUGUAGUGGCAGUUCUGCCCAUUCUCCAACACCUCUUGGGAGCUAGGACGUGCUGAGCAAAGCACUUUGUUUUAUUUUGUACGCCCUAAUAGCAGUUCCUGUUUUAUUUUGGUAAUCUCCAUCCUAAAUCCUUACAUCCUGUUCAUCUGCUGCUAUUCUACUCUUGAUAACUUUGUUCUGUUAAUACAUCUAGUCUGUAUUUUCUCAAGUUAUCUUUGUCUAACACUGAAAUUUAGUUUUUGAUCUGGAAAAACAGAAUAAAUGUGUCAAUAAUAAA
Messenger RNA from Nothobranchius furzeri (turquoise killifish), 3102 nucleotides. RefSeq names its product sushi domain-containing protein 2. The record is from RefSeq and is a predicted model, not a curated record. Lineage: Eukaryota; Metazoa; Chordata; Actinopteri; Cyprinodontiformes; Nothobranchiidae.